AUGGUUGCUCCUGCCUACUCCCAAGAUACCUAUGUCGACCAUGACUUGUCCACAAACUUGGACUCGACGUUUGCCUUUGAAGGGCCAGAAAAGCUUCUCGAAGUGUGGUUCUGGCCCUCGCCCGACCAAAUCCCAGACACCGUGUCCAAGGAGGGAUUGAGGGCCAUUCCCUUGGAAAAGUGGAAAGCCAUUUUGGACUUGGUCAACUGCAAAGUCUUGUCCAUGAAGUCCUCGGCUGCGUUGGAUGCCUAUUUGUUGCUGGAGUCGUCCUUGUUUGUGUUUCCACACAAAAUGAUUUUGAAGACGUGCGGAACCACCACCACAUUGGCAUGUAUUGAUGAAAUCUUUCACACUGCACGCUCGCACAUUGCGGUUGACAACAGUUCUCUUGAGCACUUGACUUCUCAGUCGGCUUUCAAGGUGUUUUACUCGCGCAGAUCGUUCAUGUUUCCCGACAGACAGAUCCACGUCCACACCGACUGGAAAAACGAGGUGCAGUUGCUCAACCGCCACUUCAAAUGCGGAAAGCUGUAUGUUGUUGGUGACUUCACGUCCGAUGACCACUGGUAUUUGUAUAUGGGUGGCUGUGGCAACACCAGACAGACCAGAGGCCACGGUCAUGACCAAACAUUCGAGAUCUUAAUGACUCGUUUGGAUCCGGCCAAGACCAAGCAAUUUGUCACCGAGCGUAAGCCAGGUGACACCCCUGCCACCGAAGACGACGAUCUUGACUUGGGUCAUGACCUCGGUCUCGCAACAAUGGCCAGCUCCACUUUGGACGCGAUCUUCAGGCCCGACUCGGCCCUGGCCAAUUUGCCAAUAGACACGGACUCGUACGCCAUUCCCUCGCCGCAAUUGAGCGACUCGAUGGAGAUGUCAGACGAUGAGGUUUUCCCCCAGCCAUCUGGGAUCAAGUUCAUCCAUGAUGCCUUCUCGUUCACGCCUUGUGGGUUUUCUUCAAACUCGGUGAGCCAAGGGCCAGAGGGUUUCUACUACACGCUUCACAUCACCCCUGAGGCAGGCUGGUCGUAUGCGUCCUUCGAGACAAACUACCCAUUCAGCCUGUGCAAGCGGGUUGAUAUUGUGAACGUCUUGAAAAAGGCAUUGGCCGUUUUCCAACCAGGCAAGUUCUCAAUGACGUUGUUCAGCGACCAACUGUGCAAAUGCAACGGCAAGCCAAACAACCCGUUUGCAAAGUUGGCUGCGUGUGACACGGAAUUGAGCAAGUUGGGCUACAACAAGCAGGAGAAAGCAGUCUACGACUUGAAAGGAGAAUACGACUUGUUAUACUUGAACUUCGAAAAGCAGUCUUAA
Molecule: messenger RNA, 1314 nt
Organism: Metschnikowia bicuspidata var. bicuspidata NRRL YB-4993
Lineage: Eukaryota; Fungi; Ascomycota; Pichiomycetes; Serinales; Metschnikowiaceae
Gene: SPE2
Product: adenosylmethionine decarboxylase
Exons: 1
Coding region: 1-1314 (437 amino acids)
Biological process (GO): spermidine biosynthetic process; spermine biosynthetic process
Cellular component (GO): cytosol
Molecular function (GO): adenosylmethionine decarboxylase activity
Source: RefSeq, a predicted model, not a curated record